GUGAAAGUGCUCGGAGGGGGCCCGUCAAUUUGCAUUGCUAAAUAAUCUUUAGAGCCGACAGAGUGGGGCAGCAACAGAACAGUCCAUUUUGAAAAGGCAUUCCUGCAACACUUGGUCAAUGUGCCGGAGCUUCAGCUCGACCAGACAGCGGUUAAUGAAAACCUGGUGUCGGCUUUCGCGUAAAGGCGCAUAGUUGGGGGGUGGUGAGAGCCCUGCUGGGAAGCGGAGCGGGGAUUUGUGGAGUAUUUACGGGUCCGCUAAAUCUUUCCUUUGAGAGGAACCAUAAACCAUGCUUUUUGAAAUACGUGGCUUCAGGUUUUGCUCUUGUGCAAGGAUGUUGGCAGCUCUGGUAUUUAUUCUGCUUUGUAUCCAGCCUGGACACGGACAGACCUGCACAGAAGGUUUUGCGUAUGACCGCAGGGCAAGACAGUGUAGAGAUGUGGAUGAGUGCCGUAUGCUGCCAGAUGCUUGCCGGGGAGACAUGCACUGCGUGAACCAGAACGGAGGCUACCUGUGCAUCCCGAGGAGCUUAUACAACCAGCCGUACAGACCGGAAACCCCGGCCCUGCCCGAGCCGGUGUACCCGGACCCGUCGGUUGGAUUUUCAGAAACCUUUGUCCCGGCUGCUCCGAGAUCUGUGGAGCCCAGCUACCCUAGAGUGAGGACCACUGCACAGUGCAUCCUGGGAUAUGCCCCUGCAGAGGAUGGCACCUGUAACGACAUCGAUGAAUGUGAGACAAACUCCCAUCACUGUAACCCCACCCAGGUCUGCAUCAAUACAGCAGGUGGCUACACCUGUUCCUGCACUGAAGGAUACUGGCUCAUUGGUGGACAGUGCCAGGAUAUUGAUGAAUGUCGCUAUGGUUACUGCCAACAGCUGUGCGCCAACAUCCCUGGUUCUUAUUCCUGUUCCUGCAACCCCGGCUUCAUCCUCAACCCGGACAGCAGGACCUGUCAAGAUGUGGAUGAGUGUGAAGAUGAACCGUGCACUCACGGCUGCUUCAACACCUACGGCUCCUUUAUGUGCAACUGUGACGAGGGGUUCGAGCUGGCGUCCGACGGUACUUCAUGCAUUGACUUGGAUGAGUGCAGCUUCUCUGAGUUUCUGUGUCAGCACAGAUGUGUGAACACCCCCGGUUCCUUCUCCUGCAUCUGUCCGCCGGGAUAUUACGUAUACGAGGACGGCAGGAGCUGUGAAGAUAUCAAUGAAUGUGACACUGGUAACAACACCUGUACAACAGCACAAGUAUGUUUCAAUUUCCAGGGAGGCUAUACAUGCCUGGAUCCUUUACAGUGUCACGCUCCUUACAUCGAUGUUAGUGACAAUCAGUGUAUGUGUUCUGCUGAGAACCCUGCCUGCAGGGACAAACCCUUCACUAUUCUUUACCGACACAUGGACUUGUCGUCGGGGCGCACUGUGCCUGCAGACAUCUUCCAGAUGCAGGCCACCACGCGCUACCCCGGCGCCUUCUACAUCUUCCAGAUAAAGUCGGGCAACGAAGGACGAGAGUUUUACAUGAGGCAAACCAGCAACGUGAGCGCCACCCUCGUCUUGUCACGGCCCAUCAAGGGACCAAGGGAGGUGGUGCUGGACCUGGAGAUGGUCACGGUCAACAACGUCAUCAACUUCAGAGGCAGCUCCAUCAUACGUCUGAUGAUAUUUGUCUCAGAGCACCCGUUCUGAGCGUCCCAAAUGGACUUGGUGGCCCACCCCCAAAGGAGCGAGCUGCGCUCAUCUGCAGCUGAUGUAAUGGUUUGUUUGGGACAGCUCACCUUUGUUUGUGUUUUUCUUUUGAAAUCAUAAUGUCAUCCUCAAUAAAGGCACGUCCGAUAAAGACUCAGCUGAUGGGAAAGCAUCCCUGUGCUUGAAUCCCCACCCUGGUUUAAUGGACACUGAGCUUUUAUGGCUGCGAUAUGGACGUUUGACACAGAUGGAUGUUUAUGGUGUACAAUUUCUGACAUCCUGUAUUUAGAAAAUGACCUGAAAACAUGGAAAUUACCCCUCCUGAGUACCAGUGUAAACACAGUAGAGUUCCCCCAGUUGUCUGUGAAUUUUCAUCCCUUCAGAUAAGCUGUGAAAGUGACUUUUAUAUGCCUGAAUUCAAGAGCUGUCAUCACAUCCCGAGCGCCAUCAGAUGGUUGUUGUGUGUUUUCACGAGGUCGCUCCUCUGAGCAGAAGUGUAAUUGUGCAUUUGCAGUGGCAGUAUUUGAAAUGAUGUAAAAACCAGUCAUUAACUGAAUUAUUGAUCACAGUUUCUUUUAGACCAAUAAAUGUCUUCACCACACAACUGUC
Molecule: messenger RNA, 2293 nt
Organism: Chelmon rostratus (copperband butterflyfish)
Lineage: Eukaryota; Metazoa; Chordata; Actinopteri; Chaetodontiformes; Chaetodontidae
Gene: fbln5
Product: fibulin 5
Exons: 11
Coding region: 290-1684 (464 amino acids)
Molecular function (GO): calcium ion binding
Source: RefSeq, a predicted model, not a curated record